This is a messenger RNA of Cloeon dipterum, 3797 nucleotides long. It is a transcript of the gene Trim9, whose product is annotated as E3 ubiquitin-protein ligase Trim9. The coding region runs from base 39 to 2249 and encodes 736 amino acids. The record is from RefSeq and is a predicted model, not a curated record. Lineage: Eukaryota; Metazoa; Arthropoda; Insecta; Ephemeroptera; Baetidae. The transcript is spliced from 11 exons. Gene Ontology annotation, cellular component: neuron projection. Gene Ontology annotation, molecular function: zinc ion binding; protein binding. Gene Ontology annotation, biological process: axon guidance.
UCGAGUGUUUGAGCGCGAAGUGAGUCGUUGGGUUCGUCAUGGAGGAGGAGCUUCGAUGUCCGGCGUGCAAACAGUUGUUCAUGAACCCGGUGCUGAUGCCGUGCUACCACGCGUUGUGCAUCGGAUGCGCCGUCUCGCUGCAGCAGCCGGCGUGCCAGCACGCGCAGCAACAGGUGGCGGCCGCCGUCGCCGCCAACCACCCCCAGCCGCAGCCCCCGGGGGCGGCCGCCGGCCUGCCGGGGGCGGUCGUGCCGACCGCCUCGAGCAGCAGCAGCAGCGACACGGCCAGCGACUCGGCCGUCGGCGAGCACGACUACCCCGACGUCGACAAGCUGUCCAUCCUCAGCGAGACCGACUCGGGGGUGGUGUGCACCAGCCGCCCCAACAGCUACGUCGGCACCCCAAACCUGCAGGGCGUGCUGCUCUUCCCGCCGCACGCGGCCGCCCUCUCGCUCACGUGUCCCGUCUGCCACAAGGUGGUGUACUUUGACGAAAACGGAGCCAACAACCUGCCCAAGUACCGUGCGAUGAACAACAUCGUGGAAAAGUACUCUGACUCGAAGCGGCUGCAGAUGAAGUUCACGCAGCGCGUGCCGUGCCAGCUGUGCGCGGAGGAGCCGCCGCGGCAGGCGACCGUCAAGUGCGAACAGUGCGACGUGUGGUACUGCGACCCGUGCCGCGAGAGCUGCCACCCGGCCCGCGGGCCGCUCGCCAAGCACGCGCUGCUGGACGUGCGCGGCCCGCCAAAGGGCAGCCCGGCGCGGCCCACGCCGGCCCUCGACGCGUCGCGCUGCGCCGAGCACGCAGACGAGCCGCUCAGCCUCUACUGCAUGCUCUGCAAGGUGGCCGCCUGCCCCCAGUGCGUCCUACAGGACUCGAAACACGCCAGCCACGACGUCCAGGCCAUCACAGCCAUGUGCAAGGCCCAAAAGACCGAGUUGUCACAGAACCUGCAGCAGCUGUCGGAAAAGGCCAAAUGCACAACCGAGUUCAUCCACAGGCUAAAAGGGUUGACAGACAAAGUGACAGAAAACAGCACAGCGUUUGAGGGUGCGGUGGAGACGCAGUGUCUGCAGCUGGUGGCGGCGCUGGAGGCUCGCAAGGCCCAGUUGCUGGACUUCGUGCGGCAGGAGCGAGAGAUGCGGCUGCGUGCCCUCAGGGAGCAGAUGACCCUGUGCACCGCCAGGUUGCAGCAAACCACCGCCCUGCUCCAGUUCUGCAUCGAGGCGCUCAAGGAGACAGACUCUGUCAGCUUCCUACAGAUUGGUUCGAUGCUGAUUGCCCGUGCAGCGAAUGCAGACCUGACGUGGCACAAGGACUUCAGCAGUGCGCCGCGCGUCUCGCCCGAGUUCGACCUGACGCUGGACGACAAGGCAGUUUUACGCGCGGUCGAGCAGCUCAAUUUCAUCCAAAUGAAGCCUGCCAAGGAAGGGGAAGAGCGACAGCCGGCAGCGCCCGCGGCGCCGACCAUCAUUCCCGAGGAGUGCAGCGCCGAGAACAACAGCGUCACCGUGGCCUGGCAGCCGCCGCCCACGUCCUACGUCGAAGGCUACGUUCUCGAGCUGGAUGACGGCUGCGGAGGAGACUUCAGAGAGGUGUACUGCGGGAAGGAAACGAUCUGCACCGUUGACGGGCUGCACUUCCACUCGCUCUACAACGCCAGGGUGCGCGCGUUCAACAGCACCGGCGAAGGUCCCUACAGCGAGUGCAUCGGUUUGCAGACGGCAGAAGUGGCCUGGUUCACCUUCGACCCGAACACAGCUCCCCCCGAGUUGAGGUUUACCGAUGACAACUGUACGGUGACCGGCGACGGCUACGAGCACCGCGUGGCCCUCGGCUCGGUCGGUUUCUCGCGGGGUGUCCACUACUGGGAGUACACCAUCAACCGGUACGACGCGGACGCCGACCCCAGCUUUGGCGUCGCGAGGAUAGACGUCAACAGAGAGCAAAUGCUUGGCAAAGACGACAAAGGGUGGAGCAUGUACAUCGACAGGCAGCGCUCGUGGUUCAUGCACGGAAGUGUCCACGACCAAAGAUGUGACGGCGGCAUCGCGGUCGGCUCAACAAUCGGAGUCCUUCUUGAUCUGGAAAGGCGGCAAAUCAGCUUCUACGUCAAUGACGAGCCACAGGGUCCGAUCGCGUUCAAGGAUUUGUUCGGCGUGUUCUACCCGGCGAUCAGCGUAAACCGCGGCGUGACGGUGACGCUGCACACGGCGCUGGACCCUCCUUCCGACUUCGAGGAGAGCUGAAGACGAACCAAGCCUGCGGCCGAUCCGCAGGCCAUGCAGAUCAUCACGACGGCCGCCGAGGUGCACCCGACGCCGCCAUCGCCGCCGAACAAUUCAGCAACAACCGAGGAUCUUGUUUAGCAAAAUGAAAUCUGGUCAAAAACUGUAAGAGAGCGGGGCAAGGGUUUGUACAUAGAUAUUAGUCGGUUAAUUCCACGAGGUAAAUUGUAUCGAGAAGAGUAUUGAAAUCGAGAAUAUUGUACAUUCAUGUAUUUUCCCUGCGGUAGCUUUUUUAUUCUCGGCAUUAUUUCUCAUCUCGCAACAUGGAUGUUAUUUAAUGUUUAAGUGUAGUUUUCCAAUUACUGUCGGCAUCAGUUUGAACAUUUUUGUACCUCCCCAUAUCAAAAAAGCAGCAGAAAAGCAACGACGUGCUCAAAAGCAGAGCUUAAUCCCUUGCGUUCGUUCAUUUUUUUUUUCGUUUUUCAAGGAGGUGCAUCGAUUCAAAAUGACUGGAAAGGAAAGGCUUGCGGCAAAGCAAUAAAAAUGUUCGUUUUGCUUCAUGCGCAGUCGCAUUUAAUAAAAUAUGUAUAAUAGAAAAAUAGACUGAAUAUUACACCCAUUGGAAAUCUCUUCAUUGCUUGGAUUCUCGUUUAAAGGAUGAAAUAAAGAAAAUCUCGCUCAAAACCCUCACGAGCUCCACCACUGCCUCGAAGUUAAAUUUUUAGUGAAUUCGCCAGUUGUGUAAGCCACCAGCAGAUGGCGCCAGUGGUUUGUUUAGAAUUUAAUGAAUUUGCGCUGUGAUUUAAGAAUUGAAUCCUGCUGCUGUGCAUUAUGCUUCUAGAAUAAUUUCUUUAGACGUUCUGAAAACAAAAAUCAGUCCAGCGUAGAAACGUCGGAAAAGAUUAUUUAUUUUAAAAAAUAAUUUGUCCACGGCGAUUGGCGUUAACCAAUUUUGGUUUUCAGCACGUCAUAAAAAAAUAUAUUAUGUGGAGAAUGCACACAGCAGCAGGAUUGAGCCUUAAAAUCUAAAGUACAUGGUGGCGCUAUCUGUUGGUGACUUGAAACACUAAGGGAUGAAUUCGAACCCUCUCCUCCUCCCACCACUGCUGUUUCGUUACAUUCUAUACAAUCCAACUUGACUUCAGGGAGCUUUUUAUACAUAAAAACGAAGCUAUCUCCUCAUAGCACAAUUUUUUACGAGUUAGAACCGAAAAUAAAAUACGAUCCAAGCAGCAGCGUACGUUUUAUAUUAAAAGUAUGGAAUAUACAUAAAGACGAUGUAAUAUAAGACAUUUUGAUCCUCUUAAAUAAGUGUUCAUUCACACAAUAAUCGCCUCCAACUUGCAACUCAGCAUGUGAAUGUUUAACCAUCAAGCACACACGUAUUAAAUAGCGGAAUGAAAGAGUUUGCUUUCGGAAUCGCAAUUAUUAUCUCACUAUCAUUUUCAAGGAUUGUUUCUCAUGCUUAGUGUUAUAUCGAGCUACUAUUACAUUGUUUCAUUUGAAAGACAUCAGAUUGUAUGAAAAACUUGUAUAUGAUUAAUAAAAUAAAUGGACCUAAAUACCUAA